AUGAUGAACGAAACAGACGAGACGCCUACUCCCAAUAUUGAAGAAUAUGGCGUCAUGGAAUAUGUCUCUAUCCCGUGGCAUGGAGCCCAUAAGAACGGCCUCGGAUACAAUGUAGCCCUGUGGUUCAUUCAUAUUCUAGCAAGGAAUGACAAUGAGCUAGCUACAUAUCCUUACCAACUAUUGGUCAAACAGGGGCUCCCAAAGACUGACUGUUCUGAAGAGCACGAUGCUGCGGGUAGUCCUGCCAGGCAACGCGACAUGUCGCCCUGCGAGGCACAAGCCAAACGCCGAGCUCUUUGCCGCUCUCUGAAGAAGGUUUCAAUGACAAACAACAUGUCAGAGUGUAAGCCAGGCACCAAUUUGACAGGAACCUCGCGCAGCUCUACCUUCAAACGAUCUGCUCCAGAAACUGGCGAGUAUGAGGAAAUGGAGGAUGCCUGCAGCCGUGGACAGUUGAAGCGACGAAGAAUUUAA
Messenger RNA from [Torrubiella] hemipterigena, 474 nucleotides. The record is from the annotation of a GenBank genome assembly. Lineage: Eukaryota; Fungi; Ascomycota; Sordariomycetes; Hypocreales; Clavicipitaceae.